This is a messenger RNA of Ostreobium quekettii, 2805 nucleotides long. Lineage: Eukaryota; Viridiplantae; Chlorophyta; Ulvophyceae; Bryopsidales; Ostreobiaceae. The record is from the annotation of a GenBank genome assembly.
AUGCUGAAGGGGUGUCCUGUACAGGAGUUCUUGCGGCCGGUUGGUGUUGAAAGUGCUGACUGCGGGGAGCCUUCGACGUCGCAAAGUGGUAGCCCUGAAGCCGACCAAUUGGUGCAGGCCCUGUCGACUGCCCCUUUGGCUGCACUUUCACUGAAAGACAUUAAGAAGAAUGUCAAAGAGCUUUCAGACAGAGUAUAUUUUGGCAGCGGAGAGUACCUCCCUAUUGUGGGAACAAUGCGCAUGUCAUAUGGUCGUUUGAUACAGCUUCUGAAGGACAAGAGGGUGAAGAGAAUAUUCCUUAUGGCAGAUGGACAAGUGGCCAUUGUUGAGGUACCUUUUGAGACUCAUGCUUCAAACUACAAGAGUGAUAUUCGCUAUGACAGACGUGACCUCAGUGUUGUUUAUGUAGAGCAAAAGCCCGAGUGGCAGAUGGAGAAGAUGAGGUACUAUGUAGAGCUCCCUGGCGACAUAUGGGAGGAUGGCACAUUUCUGGAGCUCAUCAAGAAAAAUCAGUACCACCACAGUGCUGACAAUAGGGUCAAAUACGAGUGGAUGCUGAAAGAACACCAAGUGACGUGCGAGCUGACAGUGCUGGACCCCAACAACUCGUAUGUGUUUUUGAACCAGUAUGUUGGGCAGAUUCUGCCCAUAAUGGGUCUGAUUGCCUUGCGAGGGAUUGUUGGAGUUGGAGAUUGGCUCAUUAGCAAGUUUGGCAAACCAAAAAAGGACGCCAUGGCUGAACUUGCAGAGCAGUAUGCGCGUCCCAGGGCUCUUGAGUUCAAUGUGGAAGAUGAGGAGGGGAACAGGAACGAUACUGGGGUCCGGUUUGAGGACGUUGCUGGGAUUGACCGGGUGAAGUAUGACGUCACCGAAGUCUUGAAAAUGUUGCGGGGCGAUGAGAACUAUGAGAGAAUUGGAGCGCGAGCCCCACGGGGCAUAUUGCUGGAAGGCCCUCCUGGCACAGGCAAGACGUACCUUGCCAAGGCGAUGGCUGGUGAGGGAGGCAUGCCAUUCUACAGCGCCAAUGGGGCUGAGUUUGUGGAGAUGUUCUCUGGUGUUGCAGCUUCCAGAAUACGCAACUUGUUCAAGAUGGCCAGAAAGAAGGCUCCAAGCAUAAUAUUCAUUGAUGAAAUAGAUGCCAUCGGUAAAGCAAGAGGCAGUGGUGGCGAUUCUGGAUCACAAGAAAGGGAACAGGGGCUGAUGCAGUUGCUGGUGGAGAUGGAUGGUAUUCGACCAAGAGACAAGGUGCUAGUAAUCGGGGCCACAAAUCGCAUCAACUUGUUAGAUCAAGCAUUACUCAGGCCUGGCAGGUUCGACCGCAUCAUCUACAUGGGUCGGCCGUCAGAAUCGAAUCGACUGAAGAUAUUGCAGGUGCACACGAAGGACAAGCCACUGUCCAGGAUGGGCAACGAAGAGUACGAAACUGAUGCAAUUCUGAGGGAGACGGCCUCAUUGACACUUGGAUAUUCAGGGGCUGAAUUGGCGAAUCUGCUCAAUGAAGCUGCGAUAUUGUCGGUUCGUGAGGCAAACGUAGAGAGCCUUGGACCACCUGUCAUAACAAUGAAGCAUGUGAAAGAUUCCAUGGAGAAAGCACGCCUGGGUCUGCCACAAGAGAAGCUGCCAUCGUCCUCAGCAAAGAAAUUUUUGGCUACUGUGCUCGCUGGACGUGCGGUGGCGUUGGCCCUGACGCCGGGUGUCCCGCUGAUUGAGUCUGUCUCCAUUCUUCCUCAAGGAAGUGUAAUUGGCAGAAUUCUCUUUCAGCGUCGCGAGUAUGGCAUGGAGGGAGACAUGUGGCAUGGGCUGGCAUUCCCUGGACCAAAGGUGAAUGCUGUUGAGGUAGAGGAGCCAGCAGGGACUUUUGAGUUCUGUGCUGGACUCCUUUGUCCCUUUUACGCUGGUCGCGCCACAGAAGAAGUAAUCUUUGGGCACAGCAGCAUGACCUUGAGUACAGCCAAGGAAAUAUCCCGGGCAGGUGACCUGGCCCACUACCUGGUCGCCAAAUCCAACCUCCAUCCUGCUUUCCGUCACUUGGCUGUGAAGCUGGACAUGCGCAUGGGCGGCCGCCCAGAUCCAACGCUGCAGAACACCGCCCCAUGGUUUGAGAGACACACAACACAAAUGCUCAACGUGGCAUACUCCAGGGCAAAGCGAUUGAUUGAGCAGCGGCGCCCGGUCAUCAAGGAGAUUGCUGAGAUCUUGUGCACGCGAGACAAUGAGAGGGUCUCAGGUGCUGAAAUCGUCCAGUUGCUGGAGUCAACGCCACUCGACAAGACUGAGACCACCAUAGAGUCUGUCUCAUUCGAAGAACUCUGGGGCGAUGAUUUGGUACUGAGCAAUGGAAAUGGCUCUCGUCCCAAGGUUGGGACGGGUGGCAAGGGCUCCAUGGUUUUCAACGGGGGCCAAGGCAAUGUGGGCCAGGUCUGGUUUGAGCGCCCAGUGUCCCUCAAUGGUAGCAGCAUGCCUUUCGAAGUGUCGUUCGGUGAUGCACAGGACAUCGCUGACGUUGUGAUUGGCAACAUGGACGUGCUGGAUCUGCUGUGUCCAGAUAUAGCAGAAGCUCGUGUUGAACAGCUCAAGAGCGAAGUGAACAGCGUUGACGUGGUGGAGCGGCUGAAAGCUGUCAAACGGUAUAGAACAGACAUUGACGCUCCUUUCCCUCCACCUCCAAGUGACGUGGAGGAAGGUCGGGGGCAGUUGGCGCCUGACUGGGUGGAGUACCUGCGGGAACAAAGCACAAAAGAUCCAUCAGAAAUGAAACGUGACCUGGAGGCAUGGCGCAGACAUACAGCUAUCCCACAAGUCUGA